Nematostella vectensis (starlet sea anemone) is the source of this 1154-nucleotide messenger RNA. RefSeq lists its product as uncharacterized. The transcript is spliced from 2 exons. Bases 366 to 776 code for a protein of 136 amino acids. NCBI's taxonomy places the organism in Eukaryota, Metazoa, Cnidaria, Anthozoa, Actiniaria, Edwardsiidae. The record is from RefSeq and is a predicted model, not a curated record.
ACUUCAAAUACUACGACCUUCACAAGUACAGAUGUCAGAGAUGCUCGUAUUGUAGAGGCACUUUAGCACUCAUUUCCGAUCGCUUCUAAGAUUUUUCCUGUAAAAAUAUUUCUGGCAUAUCUAUGAUAUGGCCCAUCAUCCCGGGUGAACACCACUGUGAUUCAGGCAAUACGCCAUUGGUAAAUAUUCUUUCCACAAGUCAAGAAUUAGACGUCAUAGAGUCUCAAGUUUCGUGUUUGCCAACUCUUGGGAAUUCCUGCCGAUGAUCUUUCAUUCCUUGGCUCAGUAGCAUCUCUGUUGGUAAAUCAUCCCAGGACGUGUACUGCUGGCUAAAAAUACCCAAUUCUCACUAGCUGUUCAGAAAUAUGACGAGUUGCUUCACUGCAAUCUUGUUCCUUCUCCUCGGAUGUGUCGCUGUUUCAGUCACAGGACUCGACUGUUUCCAGUGUAAAAGCUACAAGUCAUGGGAAGAAUGCGAGUCUAUCAGAAACAAGGUUUUCUGUCUAGGCGCUACCAAGGACUGUAUCAAAGUUGAGGCAAAAGUACGGCAAAAAGACUCGGGCCGAAUUGGUCAAGUUUUUCUCAAAGGAUGCGCACGCACUUGUGAUACCAAAGAUGUGCCUAUCUGCCGUGAUGGGAUAGAUGUAGACGGGAACCCUGUGGUGUGUGAUGCAGCGUGCUGCACGGGGGACUUUUGCAACGCGGGCUCAGGCGUUUUGAUCAGUUGGAUCAGUCUUUCAAUGUGCGCUAUUCUGGGCAUUUUCACGUGCGCAUAAACACGCAAUUAAGAAGAAUGUCAGUGGAAAUUGUGACUGCUAUGGUAACUCCUGUUAAAUGAUGUUUUUAAAUGGUAGAUAAAAACGCGGAAAAAAAGCACCGUUGUUGUAGGUUUGUUGUUGUCGAGAAAAUCGAGCUAAAAAAGACUGAAAGUUCAAAACCUUGUAUUCACCCUCUCUCAAAGAAACACACACUGUAUAUUACAAAUAAGAGAUUCUCCUCUACAGUAAGGCUGCAAGACUUGGAGUAACACUAUGACCCUUUUGUAAAACACUAGUGCACUAAACGUUAAAUAACUUAGCUCUAUAUUCAAGUAAUUUUAAAGGGGUCCUGCUAUCUGUAACCCUUAUUUGCGCAAAGAAUUUUACACGUAAAGA